Molecule: messenger RNA, 1081 nt
Organism: Anopheles funestus (African malaria mosquito)
Lineage: Eukaryota; Metazoa; Arthropoda; Insecta; Diptera; Culicidae
Exons: 5
Coding region: 95-982 (295 amino acids)
Biological process (GO): sensory perception of smell
Molecular function (GO): odorant binding
Source: RefSeq, a predicted model, not a curated record
ACGAUAAAUCUUCGUUCCAGCAUCAGUCAUCCACCAGCAAUCGUCUGAUAAGCUUCAAUUCUUCCUUACCGGAAUCGCAACCCACCAUCCCACUAUGAAGACGUUCGCCGCCAUUGCUGUCCUAGCCCUGAUCGCUGGCACUUUCGCUCUCACGAUUGAUCAGAAAAAGAAGGCCGAAGCACAUGCAGCCGAAUGCGUCCAGUCGACCGGUGUACCGCCGGAAACGGCGGCCAAACUGAAGGGUGGUGAUUUUACCGGUGCCGACGACAAGACCAAGUGCUUCGCCAAGUGCUUCCUGGAGAAGGCCGGCUUCAUGACGGACAAGGGCGAUUUUGAUGAGAAGACCAUCAUCGAGAAGCUGUCGGUUGAUCACGAUCGGGCAAAGGUGGAGGGACUGGUGAAGAAGUGCAACCACAAGGAGGCUAACCCGUGCGAGACGGCCUUUAAGGCGUACCAGUGCAUCUACGCCGCUAAGGCUGCGGUCGUCUAUAUAAAAAUACACCAGAGAUGCAUGGCCGAACGAUACUCCAGCAACAGGUGCGUUACGAUGAAGUUCUUAGUGUUUGCUAGUGUGUUAAGUGUGAUGUGCUUGGAUGCACUCGUCCACGGGGCAGAACCAGCAACAGGUCCUCCAAAUCUGGAAGAUGUUAGCAAAAUUGCCAACGGGGAAGCAUUCGCACUGGAGUGCUUAAUUCAGAGCGGACUCAAGCUGGACUCGCUUGCUUCACUCUCCACUAGCGACCUGGAUACGAAUGGAAAUAAAAUUAAGUGUUUGGUGAAAUGUUUCUUCGAAAAAACAGGCUUCAUGGAUAAAGAUGGUCAGCUGCAGGAGAAGACGAUCACGGAGCAGUUGUCCAAGUUUAUGCCACUGGAGCGCAUUGAAUCACUGAUUAAAAACUGCAACUUCCAGGAGGCGGAUGCGUGUGAAACCGCCUAUAAAGUGACGGAGUGUUACUUCCAGAAUAAGGCUGGAUUGUUCUAAGUUUGCCAGCAGUCAUGUGGUUGAGUGAGGUACGAGUGUCUACUCCACCAUCUUUGUGUUAUAUGUGAUCCGCGUCAAUAAAAUCCAUAACAUAGCGAA